AUGCAGUCAUUUUUUCCAAUCAACGUCGAUUUAUCUCAAUCUGUUAAUGUCUGUCUCAUUCUGUUCAUAUGUAACUCUCUAUCUCUUUCUAUCAAUAUAUCUAAUUCAUUUUCUUUAUAUCUAUCUAUCUAUCUAUCUAUCUAUCUAUCUAUCUUGAACAUUUCUCUCUGUCUAUCGCAAUCUGCUCAAAUCUAUUUUCAAUCUAUCUAUCUAUCUAUCUAUCUAUCUAUCUAUCUAUCUAUCUAUCUAUCUUGCAUAUUUCUCUAUGUCUAUCUAAAUCUAUCUAUCUAUCUAUCUAUCUAUCUAUCUAUCUAUCUAUGUCUAUGUGUACCUGAAUGUUCGUCUCGAUGGACACUUUCCCCGACAGUCUUUAUCCGAUAUUAUCCUGUCUUUUUUGUCAUUUCUCUCUCUCUCUCGCUCUCUCUCUCUCUUUUCUUCUCUCUUUCUCUCUCUUUCUAUAACAUGGCCUCUUUUCCUCCCCUAACGAACACGCAGCUUUCAUUUUAUAUUCUCGCGUUUUUUUUUUUCUUUCUUGUCUUUUUCAGGAUCGCAUUCUCGGAAUAUCUCCCAAUCUUUCGCUCACUGCAGGUCAAUCUCUCUCUUUCUCUUUUCCUAAUAAAAAUAUAUGUUUCCUCAUAUCUAUCUAUCUAUCUAUCUAUCUAUCUAUCUAUCUAUCACGUUGUUCAUAUCUAUCUAUCUAUCUAUCUAUCUAUCUAUCUAUCUAUCUAUCUAUCUAUGAAUCUCUUUCAAACACACCUUCAAUCAAUCUAUCUAUUCUUAAUUCUGUUCAUGUCUGUUUUUAAGUCUAUUCACAUCUAUCUAUCUAUCUAUCUAUCUAUCUAUCUACACACACGUGUGUGUGUGCGCGCGCGCGUGUGGAGAUAA
Acanthosepion pharaonis is the source of this 885-nucleotide messenger RNA. NCBI's taxonomy places the organism in Eukaryota, Metazoa, Mollusca, Cephalopoda, Sepiida, Sepiidae. The record is from the annotation of a GenBank genome assembly.